GUUCACCAGGGGCGGCCGGCGGCCGGCGGCAAAAUGGCGACUCAGAGUGGAGCGGCCUCCGGCAGCCUGGCUCCCGGGGUCGAUGCCGGCGGAGAGGAGGCCUUCAAACUGUUCCUAACCGAGGUAAAACAGAUUGAAAAAAGGGACUCUGUCCUGACCCCAAAACAGCAAAUUGAAAGACUGACGAGACCUGGAUCCACCUAUAUCAAUCUAAAUCCAUUCGAAGUGUUACAGAUAGAUCCCGAAGCAACAGAUGAAGAGCUGAAAAAGCGGUUCAGACAGCUGUCAAUUUUGGUACAUCCAGACAAAAAUCAGGAUGAUCCUGACAGAGCACAAAAGGCUUUUGAAGCUGUUGACAAAGCUUACAAGAUGUUGUUGGAACCAGAACAGAAGAAACGUGCUAUCGAUGUGAUACAAGCUGCAAAGGAAACAAUAGAACACAAUAUGAAAGAAAAAAGAAAGGCAUUAAAGAAGGAAGGAAAGCCUUGUGUUUUGGAAGAGGAUGACCCUGAAGUUUUUAAGCAAUCAGUGCACAAACAAACUAUGAAGCUGUUUGCUGAAUUAGAAAUUAAAAGGAAGGAACGUGAAGCCAAGGACAUGCAUGAAAGGAAACGGCAAAGAGAAGAGGAAAUUGAGCAGGAAGAGAAAGCAAAACGUGAUAAAGAGUGGCAGAAAAAUUUUGAGGAAAGCCGUGAUGGCCGUGUUGAUAGCUGGAGAAACUUCCAAGCCAAUAAAAAAGGGAAGAAAGAGAAGAAACAGAGGAGUUUUCUCAAACCACCAAAGGUUAAGAUGGAGCAGCGAUAAGAGCCAUCUGAAAAUAGUUUAGGAAAAUAUAAUAGGAAAUGAUAAACACAAACUAUAGCAAUGUUUACUCCAGACCAUGUUCUUCUCUUAGGAGUAGUGUUUGCAGUUUAUUGGCAGAAAUGUUUUUUUUCCCCCCUGUCCAUUCUACUGAUGGUAAGUGUUGCGGUAGUUAGUACUGUUUUUUAUUUUCACCCCGAUGAUCUAUGUAGCAGGGCUUCACUGCUUCCUGAUUCUCAACCAAUAUGAUGUAAAUGUACAGUAUAAAAGAGGUUGAUAAUGACCUUGUAUCCUUUUGAAAACCUUUAAUUUUUAAGCCCUGUAAUUUAACGUUUUGUAACCUUUUUGUACUGUGAACAAUUUGUCUAUCUUUAGUCAUCAAAAGUAAUCAUUAAAAAUGUUUGGAAAUAACAAAGUAUGUGUUUUCUAUUUUCAAAAUUGAUAGAUGCCAUAUAUUGUAUAAUUAGAUUGCAUCAUACUUUGAAGUAUUUAUCAAAUUUUGACUUUUGUUACAGGUAUUAAGGUUGCAUAACAAUUGCUUUAAAUUUCAAACUCCUAGGGAAGGAAUAUCCAUUAACUUAAAGAAUGAGGUACUAAUGCACAGAGUUAUAAUUUUACUAGAGGUACUGGUUGAUGUUGGGACAACAAUUGUACAGAUGAAAGCAUUUAAUUUCACAAAAUGCUAACUAUCCAUAUCUGAGUGAAUAUUGGUUCUGGGUGUGCUCGGGUCAAUGCAGAUAAUUCAGUGUAAAACGAGGUUAGAUUCUUUCUGGAUUGUCAUACAGUCACUUCCAAUUCUCUCCAAUGAACAAGGUGGAGACUGCUGCAAAUGCUUAACAGGUAUGGCUGCAUUUGUGGAAACAGCAACCGAGUAAUUGUCUCAAGCUAAUCACUUUUUAUCAGAACUCCUCGUUUGUCUCCUGUUUGCUUGCCCACUAACUGUUUUGGUACCCUACUUGACAUUUUAAUUUUCAAAAAAUUGUAAAAAAUCUUGAAUAAAAACUGAUAAGUUCA
Molecule: messenger RNA, 1815 nt
Organism: Stegostoma tigrinum
Lineage: Eukaryota; Metazoa; Chordata; Chondrichthyes; Orectolobiformes; Stegostomatidae
Gene: dnajc8
Product: DnaJ (Hsp40) homolog, subfamily C, member 8
Exons: 9
Coding region: 34-804 (256 amino acids)
Cellular component (GO): nucleus
Source: RefSeq, a predicted model, not a curated record